UUUAAGCAACAUCCAACAGCACUCGGUAACUCCAAGGCAAUGGCCGAAAAAAGGUUUCUCACAAUUGAACGAAAAUUAGCAACACAUAAAUCAU
This is a messenger RNA of Sipha flava (yellow sugarcane aphid), 94 nucleotides long. RefSeq lists its product as uncharacterized. NCBI's taxonomy places the organism in Eukaryota, Metazoa, Arthropoda, Insecta, Hemiptera, Aphididae. The record is from RefSeq and is a predicted model, not a curated record.